Molecule: messenger RNA, 566 nt
Organism: Dentiscutata erythropus
Lineage: Eukaryota; Fungi; Glomeromycota; Glomeromycetes; Diversisporales; Gigasporaceae
Source: the annotation of a GenBank genome assembly
UACUUCUAGAUGAGGCUUUAAAAAUGAUGAAGCAAAGUGAAACAAUGAGCGUAGGAAGUUGGAUUGAUUUAAUGAGCGGUGAAACUUGGAAUGUAUUAAAGAUUGGAUACCAAUUAAAACAAGUACGAGAACGUUUAGCAAAAGGUUUGGUAGAUAAAGGUAUUCUAAGAACUGAAAAGCGAAAUUUUUUGCUUUUCGAUAUGGCUACACAUCCCGUUAGUGACUCCUCCGCUAAAGAUGAAAUAGUAAAAAGAGUCAUUAAAACUUUGACUCAUGUUAAUUCUUCUGCAAUAUCAUCAGAUCCUGAUAUACCUUUCAGUCAAUUACGUACUGUCGCCAUGGUAUGUGCUGCUUAUGCUGCAAAUGUUUUGGAGAAUGCUUUGGUACAAUUGUCUCAUGAGAUGAGAGAGAGAGCAUAUACAAAGGUUGAUGAAUUAUUAAGUGAAUAUUCAUCUUGGCCUUUUUCAAAAAAAGUUAAAGUAGAAAUUCCAGAAGGAAAAGAUUUACAAAUAGAGGUGGUAGCAGCUGUCUUGAAUGUUUUCACAAAGAUGGAUAGUAUCUUGUAA